AUGGCGACAGUCAGUGAAAACAGCAGGCCGACCCUCAUGGUUGCUGCGCUUUUUGCCAGCAUGGGGGCUGUCUGCAGCAACUCGCUUGGCUACGUCACGUGUGGCUCCCUGGUCAAGCUGCUGAACCGUCGCUGGGACGUGCGUCUGCAUUCGCACGAGGUCCGCUACUCGGGCGGCAGCGGCCAGCAGUCGGUCACGGCCACCGAGAAGCCGGACGACAUCAACAGUCACUGGGUGGUCAAGGGACAGUACACGAGCUGCUCGCGGGGCGAACCCGUGAAGUGCGGCGCCAUAGUGCGACUCGAGCACCUGAAGACGCGCCGGAACCUGCACAGCCACCACUUCCCGUCGCCGCUGUCCAGCAAGCAGGAGAUCAGCGCACACGGCGAGAAUGGUCAGGGCAACUCGGGAGACUUCUGGAGGGUCGUCUGCAAGACGGGCUACUGGGAACGCGACGGCGACGUCAGGCUCAAGCAUGCGGACACCGAGGCCUGGCUCUCGGUCUCGGGAAAGUCUUACGGCCAGCAGUUGGGCGGCCAGCUGGAGGUGUGCGGAGAGUUGGCGCCCUACGACGAGUCGUGCGUGUGGAGGACAGCCGAGGGAGUCUUCAUGAAGCCCAGCGAAGGACGCCUACACAUCGUCAAACACACGGAACUCUGAACGCACUGGCGGGUUCUUUGUCGUGAAGGCAGUAUGUGCAUUAAAGCUGUCUUUCUUUUUCUUUCUCGUAAA
Molecule: messenger RNA, 732 nt
Organism: Rhipicephalus microplus (southern cattle tick)
Lineage: Eukaryota; Metazoa; Arthropoda; Arachnida; Ixodida; Ixodidae
Product: stromal cell-derived factor 2 pseudogene
Source: RefSeq, a predicted model, not a curated record